UGUCGAUGAAUUUAUUUCGCUGUUUCGCAUUUACCGAUUCUCAUUAUUUGGAAAUAAGUAAAUAAUUUACUCCAUAUUUGACUGACUGUCUCAAUCGUAGUUCAAUCAAUGUAAAAUGGGUGACAACAAAUCUUCUAAAGUCAGCCAAAACAUUUGUGGACUUUGCAAUGAAAAGCAGAGUAAAUACUGCUGUCCUCGGUGUGAGAUUUUCUACUGUUCAUUAGACUGCUACAAAUCUGAAAACCACAUGCAAUGUUCCGAAAGCUUCUACAGAGAAUGUGUGAACAGCGAACUGAUGUCCCACCACGCUGGCGACGAAUCCAGAGACAAAAUGGUCGACAUACUAAAGAGGAUGCAAGAUGAGGAUAACAUAGACAUAGACAACUUGAUAGAAUAUGAUGAUGAGCCGGCCGAUUCUGAUGAUGAAGCAGAAAUUGACCUUCAGGAUCGAUUAAGGGAUCUAAAUCUUGAUGAUGCGGAUGCUGUAUGGAAUGCUUUAACUGAAGAUGAGAGGAAUGAGUUUGAGGCCUUGUUGAAUCAAGGGGAUGUUGGGUCUAUAGUGCCACAAUGGGAGCCAUGGUGGACUUAUCGUAGAGAUAAGAAAUUGGUAGAAGAUGUAGCUGUGGAUGAUGGUGAAGCUUUAAAGAAUUGUCCUGAGUUGAAGCCUGUGCCAAAGUUUGAAACUUUAACUACAGCAACCCCAUCACCAGCCAUCAAGAACAAUAUAACCAACGUGUUAGCGUCCUACGCAUUCAUAAUGAGGUACUUCAACGGAGACAUACAACCAGCAGAGGCGGUAAUAUGUCUCCUGAACAUAUGUGAUAAUCUGGACAGCAAUGCUAACUAUGAUGAUCCUGCUAUAGCCUUGGAGUCUGUUGCUCAGAAGUGUCUUCAGAGUGAACUAAUACAAACAGACGAAGCCAGUCUCACAGUCAUGAAGAAGGACACAUUCUUGAUAAUUCGAGGUCCCAGUGAAGAAAACGAGAAAUAUUACUGCCAGGCUGCUUUAUCACAUCUUCAUCAAAUUCUUUCUCAAGCCAAAUCCCAAGAAAAACAGUCAAAAAGUAACCAAGAUACAGUGAAAACAGAUUUUUCUAGAAAGUUCCCAGAACAUGAAAGGGAGAAUUUACCCAAGUUAGAUAUAAGCAAAGUUAAGAAAUGUAUGAAAAAAGUUGAAUACUAUUUGUCUUACAUAGAUAGCUAUAAUAUGGAUUUUGAAUAAAUAAUGUUUACCUACUUAA
Messenger RNA from Helicoverpa armigera (cotton bollworm), 1241 nucleotides. Its product is annotated as zinc finger HIT domain-containing protein 2. The record is from RefSeq and is a predicted model, not a curated record. NCBI's taxonomy places the organism in Eukaryota, Metazoa, Arthropoda, Insecta, Lepidoptera, Noctuidae. Bases 116 to 1222 code for a protein of 368 amino acids. The transcript is spliced from 4 exons.